Pecten maximus is the source of this 1621-nucleotide messenger RNA. RefSeq names its product glucose-6-phosphatase 2-like. Gene Ontology annotation, biological process: gluconeogenesis; glucose 6-phosphate metabolic process. Lineage: Eukaryota; Metazoa; Mollusca; Bivalvia; Pectinida; Pectinidae. The transcript has 8 exons. Gene Ontology annotation, cellular component: membrane. The record is from RefSeq and is a predicted model, not a curated record. The coding region runs from base 177 to 1160 and encodes 327 amino acids. Gene Ontology annotation, molecular function: glucose-6-phosphatase activity.
UUUCGUUUCACUGGGAGGCUCUCCAGAUCACUUUGAGUACUAGUACUACUAGGCUAUAUUUUCUAAGUUGUGUUUUUGUUUCUGAUGAUAACAUACCAUAAUAUGUCUUCUCUGAUAUAGUUUGACCAUUAACCAAUGUACUGACCCUGGGAUUUUGGAUUGCCCAGACUUGUGAUAUGUCUAUACUGGACUCUGUAACACAGGUCCACCACUUUGGCUGGUUGGCCAUACGCUACAUACAGGAACAGUACAGUGAAUAUUCACAAUGGAUGUUGUUUCUGAGUAAACUUGGCGACCCUCGCUAUGCCUUCCUUGUUUACUUUCCUCUUACCUUCUGCCUGAGCCAGUUCCGAGGGAAACAACUGCUGUGGGUCGCCUGUGUCGCAGAAUGGCUGAAUGCAGUCUUAAAACUUAUCCUCCAUGGUGACCGGCCAUACUGGUGGGUUGGAGAGACAUUCCAUUACAAGGAAAAGGAAGAGUUGGAAACCAUGCAACCAGCACAAUACUACCUCACCUGUGAAACUGGACCAGGAAGUCCUUCAGGCCAUGCCAUGGUGACCUCAGCAGUGUUCUAUGUCCUGGUCAAGGCCAUAUUGGACUCUACAAUGAAACAUCAAAGGUAUCUGGUCGGGCUCCACUGGUAUAUACUAAUUGGUUAUCAACCAGGCAGAACAAAAAGUUUUAUCUUAACAAGUAUUGUACACGCUGCAGUAUGGACGAGUUUCGCUGUACUUAUCAUCGCAGUAAAUAUAUCUCGUGUUUUCAUAGCAACACAUUUUCCCCAUCAGGUCAUUAUGGGGACUUUCAUUGGUAUAGGAUUAGGGGAGAUAAUUCACAUGGAUGUUGUUGCUAGACUCCGCAGCAAACAUUACCUGUUAGGAACCAUGUUGGCCAUCGGAGGAUACGUGCUAACGUACACAGUCGUAUUGGUGCUUGGUUAUGACCCUCUCUGGUCUGUACCUAUGGCCUACAAAUGGUGUUCUACCUCCGCCUGGGUCCACCCCGACACCACACUCUUCUUCUCCGUCGUCAGGGACAUUUCCUGUCUGGCAGGAUUUGGAUUUGGGGCGUACAUCAAAGGAAGAAUUCAUCUGGAGGAAAACAGAGUUCAGUUCACAGUAUAUCUAAAAUAUUACAGAUCAUUUCAAGCUUGUGUGUGACUUUAAUGAUGGAAACUAUCAAGCUUCCCAGGGACUCUGAUGCAAUAUUUUAUGGGUCAGCCUUCAUCAAAUUCUUCUGCAUGAUGUCCAUUGUUGUGAUUUUAAUACCAGUCUUUUUUGACAAAUGUUUUGGAUCGUCUGAUGCGGUGAAGAAGAAUUAAGUCUUUAUUAUUUGGUUACUGCCUUCAGUAGCCAUAACAAACUGUUUAAUUUUUGUUGCAGACAUGCACGUGUUGUAUGACAUUUUUUGUCAGUCAUUGAUGUAUCCUGGUGAUAUCUUCAUGUACUUCACCAGAAAGGAUACAUAGCAGUGUAUACAUAUAUAGCUACCUGUUAUUACAGACUUAACUAGUCAUGACAUUUAUUUGUUCAAUAUUGUAGUUUUGUUGACUUUAAUUAGUAAGAAUGUCAUGUGGAUAUUGUAUUUAUGGGGCCAAUAAAUCAGUGAUAAGAAACAUGAA